UGGUGAACAAAUCAAGAUUCAGCAGUGGCUAUGGUUCUCCAUGGUUCUACAAACACGUCAUGAGAGUUUGUAAAGAUAAGUUUGCAAGAUUUGUAUACUGUUUUAUAGCUGUAUAUAUUUUAUUAACACGAUUGUCUGUUUAUCUUAAUUAUACUUCCUUCUUUCUUUUAUUACCUUUUUUGCUUGUAUGAAUGCAAGUGGUUGAGUUAGGGGUGUUGUAAACCUUAACAAAACAUUCCAUUGCCCUAACGGAUCCGUUACAGACUUCAUCAUGUCACAAUCACGCUUGGUGAGGUCUAUAUGAGGGAGGGCAAAGGAAAACGCCUGAGUGGAUAAGCUUGCCAUUGCUAUUGUGUGGAAGGAAGGAAUGAAGGGGCACAUUCUGUAAGGUUAUAAUGUUCAUUCAUCACCAAAAAUCGUUCUUUACGGAUCGAUUGGCACUGUCACUUGACUUAUCCAAUGACUGCUAAAUGGUUCGGCUGUAUGUGUGCUCUGUAUGUGUACAUGUUUCACACUUUAAAAGUCGCCAUGUUUGCUCUGUCAUGCGACCCUGAAAUAUAGUGUAAGUCUGCCCUACAUUCUGAGACCACCCAUCGUCUGCUCCACACACAGUGACAGGCGCGUUUUAAUGGCGGCUGGUAGCGAUGAAAGCAUACAACAAGCGUUAGGCAUGGUGCAGAUAUCAGCGACGACGAUAUUCUAAUAAGCAACAAAUCAAUUUUUGAAAAGAUAAUAAUCGCAGCGAUUAUUAGCCGAUGAAGGAGGCAAAAAUCUCAUAACGAUCGUGGAGAGAACCCUGUAUUUUACAUCAGAAGGGAUUUUGAAUGUCAACGAAAAUCCCGCAAUUCGAGUGGACUUUGUACUACAAAAUUCAGUCACAGGAGUUGCUGUGCGUAUGGCUGGUCGGAAAAUGUGUUCUGGAUGGUGAUGUUUGUGUGCCCGGCUUACUGUGGGGAGAUUUGGUUCGAAGGAGACAGUUAUAUAAUAUAUCUGAGCACCCGUUGACGUUUGCGUUGUGGAAGAUUUUACUUAGAAAAUGCGCGGACAUAGUUGUUCAAGUGGAGAAUGUUACAGACCAUUGAGCAAGCAGGGCAGAGGGAAGAACCUGGCCAUGGCCGCAUUCUCAACCUUUCUGUCUCAAAGUCUUCUCAGAUGAAGCAUCAGCCAUAGCUACGAUUCAUUUCUUAAAGUACUAGAGGGGUGCAUUUCUUUUGUUCUUCUGAUGAUUUGGAAAGCUCAGUUCAAAAUACUAAUUCCCAAAUUUGGGGUGAACAUUCUGCUACAACAGUUCGUUCUCAAGAAACACGCCUACAGAUAUCACCAUUCAUAAAAAAGGUACAUGUAUACAGAUAUUUAUCACAUGGUCUUACUUCUCAGACGUAAAAGCCCUACUUCUGUGUUGUUGAUCCUUUGUUGUUGUUCUUGCUGCUGCUGCUGUUCCAGUGAUGUUUGCAGUGGCGUAAAUCGAGAACGAAAGUGGCAUCCACAUAGUUUUUCUUGCAUUAAAUUGUUGGCGAAAUAUUAAGUGAUAAUCCGACAUGAGUAUGUAACACUUCGACUGACGGCGAAACUUUAUAUUUAUAUAUAUAUACGGUUAUACGAUUGCGAUCCACAAGUUUGGAAGUUUCUGAAUUUGCAAUAUUGUCAGGUUAUGUAAGCAUAUCCUUUUCUUGCAUGAAUGUGUGUGUCAGUGGCGCAGGAACUGGGGUUUAAGGCAGGGGGGGGGGGAGGCAGCCAACCCCUCAAAAAAGGUAUUGAGAAGACAAGAAUGUGAACGGCGUUCACUGUAAGCAUGAAGGCCCCCGCCGUUUGCCCCAAAGCCGAGCAUCUUUCCUACGCCCCUGUGUAUGUAUGUGUGCAUAUAUGUGUGUAAAUGUGUCGCGCUCCAGAGCAUGUGAUUUUGUCUGCUAAGAAAUAAUAAAGGGAAAGAGUUCUGACAUCCAAUAAAAGUGAAGUUUUUUUUUAAUAAUUAUAAUGCUGACACAUUCGCCAAAGGAAACCCCUCUCAGCAAGCGAGAUUUGGUAACAAGGAAGGAAAACGGGGUGAAACUAUUCAGUGAAUGAGGAUACCAUGACACUUCAGCUGACUCGUGUACGAACAAAAUUUAUAAUGGCUGAGAGAGACUUGGAGCACAGAGGAACAUGAAAUAUACUAAUGGGUUCAGUGCAAAAGUAUGUCGCUUCGGCGGCUAUCGAUAGACUAGAAAAACUGAGCUCUUGCUGCAGAAAAUGCAGUUCGUGAUCUCGUGAUCUCUGCCUAUUUCUGGGGUGGAGGACAGUGAAUGUGGGGCGUUGACAAAGAGAAUCCAGCUGAGAUGGCCACCCAGCCCGAGAUGAACAGCUUUAUAAACUGGAUAUAUGAAAGAUCGUUCGGCAAAAUUAAACUACUGAUUGGUGAUGAUGCUUCGACUAGGAAGUCAUUUUCAGAUCAAAUCCACCCAGUGAUUCAUAUCAUGCUACAAAGUAUGGAGGAGAGAGUGCAGACGUAUGCGGAGGAGCUGGAGUCUGUGCUGCAUCUACAAGGACAGCAGCGCAACAGCAACAGCAGCAACAGCAACAACGAUCAGCAGGAUGGGGGAUUGGAUAUGCAGGUUCUGGAGAGCGCCAUCAGCUCCAUCUGCCAAAUGGAGGGCCAGCUUAGCCAAAUGUUUUACAGGAAAAUUCACGAACAGCGGCGAACGACUGGAAGCAGUUUCAGCAGUGCGUCCAGUGCCGAUCAGUCCCACCUGCGAGCUCUGAAGUCGUGUCAUCAAAAGCUGGUCAACGAAUUGUGUCUACAGGAUACGGGCCUGCAGGAACAGCUCGUCUCCAAAGGAUUGCUGACCCCCAACGACGCCAUGCACAUCAACCGCCAGUCGUCUGCUUCCGCCAAGAACGAGAAGAUGCUGGAGAUCGUCGCCAGACGGAUGGACAAAGGGACGUUCCGUUCGAUCUUUCUGCCGGAGCUGAGGAAGGACUGCGGCCACUGUCACCUGGCGGACCAGCUAGAAGAAGUGGACCUGCAGAUUAAGGGAGAGGUGGAGGAGGAUACCUGUCCUUUUUGCAGGCUGACCGAGGAAGUGGACCCCAAGGCACUGGCCCGUUCGUUAUACACUAAGGGAGCCAUAACUCCCAACACGUAUCGAGACCUUAUGGAUGGAGUCAUGUCGCGGCAAAGAAAGUGGUAUUUGCUCCAGAGAAACUUAUGCAAUAACGAGGCUCUACUGGAGUCCCUGAAGCAAGAAACACCCAACAGUUACAAGAUGAUCAGAAAGCAGGGCCUGCCUGUCGACCGCUGCUGCUGCAGCCAGCUUGACCACGAGCGUCUGCGGCCGGCAGGAGCCUGCAGGAUAUCAGACGUCAGUGGUUCUUCGUUCAGCAUGCCCAGCAGAGCCCCUCCAUAUGAAACAGAGCAGACACUGGGUCGCACGGGACAUCGCGUUUGCUUCAUUUUUGACAACUUGAGCAUCAGACGCCAGUGCUACCAGGUCGAUUCUGCAACUCUGUGCGAUACCUUUGAACAGUUCGGCUUUGAGGUCAGAAUGAGUCAUGAAGUCACCUGGGAGGACAUGGUCGCCAUUUUGGAAGCCUACACUACGCCUGAUGUUCAAGAAGGACAACGGGAAACAGAAUACUUGAUUGUCGUUCUUCUUGUACAUCUGGAAGACAGGGACUACUUUCUUGACAUCUACAAGAGACCGUGCCGCCUGGACAGACUCACCAGUACGCUUACCGCCUCGGCUUGCCCCCGACUUGCCGGCAAGCCCAAAAUCUUCAUCCUUCCAGCCAGCAUGGGCGUCAACGACAUGAGCGGCUACCCAGAAUUCCAGGAACACAACCUGGCAUCGAGUGCUGCAGAUAAUUCCAGUAUCCUGCGCCGUCCUGUGGACUCCAGAAUGCCUUCCACAGCCAAGGAAAACAAUUCUAUCAUGCACGUCAAGAACACGAAUGGCUACCCAGAAUUCCUGGCGCACGACCCGUCGUCGAGCCGUGCAGGCGAUCCCAACAUCAUAAGGCAUCACGAGGACUCGAGGGUGGCGCACCCUGUCAAGGGAAACAGUUGCGAAGAAAGAGCGAUAUCGGCUGUCGAAGUGAGCUACCAUUUGCCCCUCAGGCCAAAGUCAGCGCUGGAGCCGAGAAAGAAGGUGCCCGAGAUCGUCAUAGAAAAACCGAACUGCGAGGGACAACAACAGUUGCCGUCGCUUCGGAUUCCAAAGGCAGGAGACACAAUAGAAUGCAAGGCAGCCGAGAGGACCGAAGACGGACCUCAGAGGGUGCCGGACGAGGCCGACUUUCUUCUAGCCUUCGCCACGUGUCCUGGCUACGUCAUGUGGACGAACUCUCUGGGCGGCUCACACUACAUUAGGGUGCUGGCCGACGUCCUGCAGAAUCAAGGGAGGUCACAGGACCUGGUCACGUGUCUGACGCUGGUUGCCCAGCAGGUGGCGAGCAUGGAGAUGACGACAGGAAGGGGGCGGAGCUUCAAGCAGAUUCCUAGCUUCAUCUCCACUCUUCGAAAGCCUGUUUAUUUGUGAGUUAAAGAGAGAGAGAAAAAAAAUAAUAAAAAAGACUAGAAAGAUUACAUCAAACAAUCUUUGAAAGACUGAAGGAAGGAUGAAAGCAAGCACCUUCAGAAAGGACCUGAGCAGCCAAAUAACUAAGCAGGCAAGCGAGGAAACAAAACAAAACAAACAAAGCGAAACAAACAAAGACAAAUUAAAGGUGAAAUGCAUAUAACUUAUCUCCCUUGUAUGCAGCAUCUAAGUAUAGUUCCAAUUGACAUUGUAAGCCAAGUUUUCCUUGCCUAUUCGAGAAAAUGUUCGUAAAUUUGCAAAAGCCUAAGGGUAAUUUGUGAACCUACAAGUACUUGGUGAAUACACAAAACACAAAUUAUUUCCAAAGAUAAAGAGAACCCACAGGACUUGAUGUCCCUUCGCCUAAUUAGCUGAGGAGAUCGGUUCUUCAUUUUGUUUCAUGUUUCGAUUUGGACUAAAAUGUUGGCUCUUCAUGCUUACACGUGCUUCUGCUGUAUUUGCUCCAUUCUUCUGUUUUGAACUGGAUUGUACGUUUUUGUUUUUGUUUUUGUUUUUUGUUUUUUUUAAUGUGAACUGAUUGGACUGGAUUCCACUCUGGCGCUCUUCACUCACUUCGUCAGCGUUCUUGAGUUGCAGUGAAUAAACUGAAGUGAUGAUCACCUUUUUGCAAUUUAAAAUGCUACUGUUUUUUUGAUGAUCUCAAGAUUGCUCAGUACACUCAGUAUAUCUUCUCCUGAUGUCACUAACGCUUGUUUUCUGGAGUCGUUAAAUGUCCAGUAAUCACACUCUAAUGCCGAAACUAAGCAUGUCCUCUCAUUGUUCUUCGGUCUACAUCUUUAUGACUAUUUCCUGGAUCCUGUUCAGCGUAAUGAGCUUGCUUAUUGCCGACAUAUUGUGCUAUACAAAUUAACUUAUUAUUACCUGUAACUCAUUUGAUAUUUAUGCUCAGUUUGUUGUUGCUUUCAAGCGCUCAUUCAGCCUAGCUCAAAGAUAAAGAAAGCAAAAGAAAUAUAUUUUUUACCAGUGCAUUUAAAAGAUUUAACUAAAAACCUAUUUUUCACGGCAUAAUUAAAUUUUUCAUUUUGGAUUUGUAUUGACAUCGAUUUUUCGUUUCUUCCUUUCUUCAUUUUUCCGUUCGAUCAUCCAUUCAUCCGUUUGUUCGUUCUACUCAAUAAUUAUAUUUCGUGUUGAAUGUCUAUCUCAGUCUUUCUUAAUUUAAGAUUUAAACAUCUUGUAUCAAACAGACUAUGGAAUCACUUAUGAUUUUUAAUCUUUGUAAGAACAGAAUAUAUGUUGUUGAUUUUUUGUUUUGCUUUUUUUUAACUUUGAAACACAGUAUUGUAAGACAUUAGCUUCCAACGACCAAGAAAUGAAUCCGCACCAUAAAAACAGCACUGUUGUUUUACUGGCUGUCGUCCUUUUGAUGAACUAAUACAAUAAAUAUUUAACUGAAAAUCCUAUUUUUUCAGUUUCAUGCAUGUUGUUGAAUCUCAGAGUGUGAUAUUUUCCGUAUGCAGCCUAACAAUAUAUAACAAACCCAAGUAUAUCCUACUGGAUAUGGUACCGUGUAUGUCUCUCGAUGUACCUGCAGAUGAACUGUUGAAGCUUUAAUACAGCGUUGAUUGAUAACACGACCGAAAAAAAAUUACUUAUCUGCUCACUUAUCGCAGAACGUAUACUGAUAUCUGUUGUAACAGAUAAACUUCAAAUCCUGUCUCUCAAAUUAUCAAUGCGUUGAUAUUAGAGUUCAGAUCAAGUCCAAGCUGUUGCACAAACAGCCGCAAGAACCACACGAGUGCACGGACAACACCGCAGUUUCUUUUCACAAACAUCACAAGGAUACCGAAUACCAGUUGUUUUGAAUGUUCAGCAAACUUUUGAUUUUGUUUUCCUUAACAUUUGAGAAGAUUAAACCUUCACCUACCUCCUCGUGCCUGUUCGGAGUUGAUAUUUUAAGUCCACGACUCGUGAAAUCAUAAUCCAAACAGACUGUCGAAAUGAACUAUAAGGACUACAACCAUCUGUCUGCAAGACUGUCGAGAGGUUGUUGUUCCCUUUCGCUCUCGUGUUAACAUUGGUUUUAAUGAGAUUCUUUGGUUCUGUCUUUUCGACUUCAAACUGUUUGGUAAGCAACUGGCAUCUCCUUUCGAGUAUCGAAGAUUAGGAGAGAAAGAACAGACAUGGAGAGACUACUACAGCUCUCCCUCCCGAUGAAGAUAAGCGCACCAAGUUUUACUCUAGGGAUCGUGUUGUUCUUCGUGUCUUUCGGCACACACUAUUGGAUGAGCUCCAAGAUAGAGGAUGACUGGAGUCUUCAUGCAGGGAUCUGGGAAGCCUGCUUUGUGGGAAACACCACCCAUCGCUGCUAUCCGUGGACUGAUGAUUACGUUCAGAAGGUUAGAAGAGACUGGAUGCAGACGGUGCAGGCCAUGGACUGUCUGGCGUUGGUGAUUCUCGUCGCAGCCCUCGUCAUCUUCGUCAUCUUCCUGUACACCAGGCGGCGCCUCGCUGGCCUAGCAUCGCUCGCCACCUGCUUUAUCUCGGCGUUCUUCAUCCUGAUCACCUGCAUACUGUUCCUUGAAAAUAUGAACGAUGACAAGGACAUCUUAGGAGGUCAAUCGGUGCAUGCUGACUGGAGUCUGGGUUGCAACUUUGUGGCUCUUAUUUGUGUGGCGCUGGCUGGUGGUGGUCUCAUCCUUGACGUUCUCUGUGGCUGGGGGAACAGUGACACACUUAUCACACCUGUGCUUCUGCAAUAAACACCAACCUGUCACUUCGGAACAGUCUUCUCCUGCUUCCCAACUCCCUAUGUGCGCUACUUACAAAACUUUGAAUUAGAAAAGAACAAGCUCAAGGGUGAACUGGAAGUAUGGAGUGCUAGGAAGAGUGGGGAGUUGACCGCUGUUAAAACACUUUACUUUUUUAAAACUACUUCAAUAAAUGACAUUCUGUUUUUA
Pomacea canaliculata is the source of this 7471-nucleotide messenger RNA. RefSeq lists its product as uncharacterized. Gene Ontology annotation, biological process: regulation of apoptotic process; proteolysis. The coding region runs from base 2283 to 4514 and encodes 743 amino acids. The record is from RefSeq and is a predicted model, not a curated record. NCBI's taxonomy places the organism in Eukaryota, Metazoa, Mollusca, Gastropoda, Architaenioglossa, Ampullariidae. Gene Ontology annotation, molecular function: cysteine-type endopeptidase activity. The transcript has 9 exons.